Molecule: messenger RNA, 941 nt
Organism: Hyalella azteca
Lineage: Eukaryota; Metazoa; Arthropoda; Malacostraca; Amphipoda; Hyalellidae
Product: proclotting enzyme-like
Exons: 4
Coding region: 312-869 (185 amino acids)
Biological process (GO): proteolysis
Molecular function (GO): serine-type endopeptidase activity
Source: RefSeq, a predicted model, not a curated record
AGGACUUCAAAUUUGUUCUCCCAUCUUGAGUAACAGGGUGUCUGAAUAGAUCUUCGAACUGCGCUCCUAGAACUAAGUUUCAUGUCAUGGUCAUCUCCAGUGAAAAGAGUGUCGAUUUUCAUAAGCUCCACUGCAUUCCUAUUUUGAUUUUGAGUGGGCACAAAUUUUCAGAAUUUUCAUAAAAAUCAAGGUUAAAACAUUUGUUUUUAUUCCUCAAGGUCUUUUAAAAUCAACUUUCAUAAGCUUCGAAUAGUAUACUGACUUAGCUCACCUAGGCCUACCGAGAUAACCUAGCCCAGCAAUUAGGCAGGAUGCUGCCUGGCCUACUAUUCCUCGGGCUCGCAUGCCUCGGCCUACCUGCAUGUGAGGCACAACGACCCGUCGUCUUCGGAGGGACAGCGCCUCCAGGGUGCCGCUGCGUGCCGCUUACGGACUGCCCUGAGCUACGGCCGCCUGCCGGCCAACGCCUGUCGUACGAUCAAGCAGCGGCCCUUCAGCGCCUGAAAUGCGGCUUUCUUAACCGCACCAUCAAGGUGUGUUGCGGUGGAGGGCAGCCAUCACCCCUGGAAGACGACCCUACUCCUCCUCCUGAGAAUGUUGGGACAGAAGGCGCGCCCCCCACCGACCUGCCCCUGACCUGUGGCGACACCAAUAGCAUUGACAGGAUAUUCGGGGGGAGGAAUGCUCCCCUGGGGGGCAACCCCUGGAUGGUCGCUCUGGGGUAUUCGGUGCCGGGUCAGGGUGGUCAGCUCGAGCUGAGUUACGAGUGCGGGGCGACGCUGGUGACGCGCCAGCACGUCGUCACCGCCGCCCACUGCGUCCGUCCUGACGACCUCGGCUUCCGAUCCCUGUCAGUUUUUCACAGUUGAAUAUCGUCAUGAAGGCUCAAAUAUUGCUGAUCACUGGUUACAACAUUCACUUUCAACAAAUUUUUCUCUAAA